AAGGAGAAACAAAAGCUAUAUAUUAUAAAAAAAAAAAAGAAAAAGAAAGUAGAAAUCUUAUGUAACUAACGAUGAUUAUAGAAGCACAAGCUCAUAGCCUGGUGCUGCUCUCUGCCUCUUCUUCGACUUACGCUCCCAAUGUCCAAUCUCAUAAAAGCUCUCAUCUUCAAGUUGGCCUCUUUAAUCGACGAUUUCCAUUGCCCAUUUCUACUGGCCUUCGCACAAGGAGAUCUCGUUUCAAGUUAGCUGCCACCGUCACCGACUAUUCCCUUUCCGCUUCUCCUCCUCCACCACCGCCGGACAAGGAUGAUGGACAAAGGAAGGUGCCUGACAUGCAAACGCUGUUCAGAAGAUUUUGGAAAGUGGCUGCUCCGUAUUGGUUCUCAGAUGACAAGGUCCAAGCCAGAUUGCAGCUGGGUGCUGUCUUUGCUCUCACUUUGGCCACCACUGGUAUCAGCGUUGGCUUCAAUUUCCUCGGCCGCGACUUCUAUAACGCCCUUGCUAACAAGGACCAAGAACAGUUCACCAAGCAACUGCUAUACUACCUGGGAGGCUUUGCUGUAGGAAUUCCGUUCUUUGUGCUAAGAGAUUAUGCAAGAGAAAUCCUUGCUUUACGAUGGAGGUCUUGGAUGACAAAAUAUUACAUGGAGCGGUAUCUGACGAACCAAGCAUUUUACAAAAUUCAAUCCCAAGUCAUCAUUGAUAAUCCAGAUCAGAGAAUUGUUGAUGACUUAAGUUCCUUCACAGGGACAGCCCUUUCUUUCUCAUUGACACUUUUCAAUGCUGCUGUAGACUUGAUAUCAUUUAGUAACAUCUUAUAUGGUAUCUAUCCGCCAUUGUUUGUUGUCCUUCUUCUAUAUUCUGUGGGUGGAACUGCAAUUAGCGUUUAUCUUGGAAGGGGAUUAGUGACUUUGAAUUUCUUACAAGAGAAAAAAGAGGCAGACUUCCGCUAUGGACUUGUCCGUGUUCGGGAAAAUGCUGAAUCAAUUGCCUUCUAUGGUGGUGAAGAAAAUGAAAUGCAACUUCUGUUGCAGCGCUUCAGAAGUGCUUUUGAAAAUUUAACAAAAUUGUUGAUAUCUUCUAGAAAUCUAGAGUUCUUCACCAAUGGCUACCGAUACUUGAUUCAAAUUCUUCCUGCUGCUGUUGUUGCUCCUAUGUAUUUCUCAGGCAAAAUUGAGUUUGGCGUUAUUAAUCAGUCAGUAUCUGCAUUUAACCAUAUCCUUGGAGAUUUUUCUCUCAUUGUUUACCAGUUUCAAUCCAUCAGUGCUUUUUCAGCCAUCAUUGACCGAUUAGGUGAAUUUGAUGAUGUUUUGGACAGCAGCAUCUCUAAGCACCUGUCUGAGUUAUCAGAAGAGAUUUCUCUUUCAUACUGUAAUUUCAGAAAUUCACUUGUACUGGAGUCUAAUGGGUCUGUGCCAGUUGACAAUUGUCAAAAAUUGCUUAGCAUAGAGAAUUUGACUCUACAGACACCGACAAGUAAAGCUACACUGAUUAGGGACUUGUCUUUGGUUAUCAAUGAGAAAGAUCAUUUGCUGGUAACGGGACCUAGUGGGAGUGGUAAAACAUCAUUGCUAAGAGCUUUGGCUGGUCUUUGGAAUGUUGGAAGAGGAAAAAUAACUUUCUAUGUUGAUGAUGCUGAUGAUCCUCAGUUACCCACAUCUUCAGAACUGCCUGCUAAUGAAAUAAAUACUUCACAUGAAAAAGCUGGGGAACUUGAAGGGCCAAUUAAUAGAAAUUCUAGAGGAUUAUUCUUUCUUCCUCAAAGACCAUAUAUGGUUUUGGGAACACUUCGUCAACAAUUGCUUUAUCCUACAUGGGCUGAUGAUACGACUCCUAUGUCAGAUGGUGCUAAACCAGUUGCAGGUUCAUUGUCAUUCUUGAUGGGAAAAUCAAACUCAGAAAAUGGGGGAGCAAAGCCCAAUAAGCCUACAACAGAUGAUUUAAUACAGGUUCUAGAGAAUGUUCGUCUUGGCUAUAUAUUAUCACGUUUUGGCAGUCUGGAUUCAACAUAUGAGUGGUCCAGUGUUCUCUCCCUUGGAGAGCAGCAACGCCUUGCUUUUGCACGUCUUUUGCUUUCAAAGCCAAAGCUGGUUCUAUUAGAUGAAUCUACCAGUGCGUUAGAUGAAGCCAAUGAGGCUCAUCUGUACCGGCAAAUCGAAGCAGCAGGCAUAACUUAUGUAAGUGUUGGCCACAGGCGAACUCUUUAUGAACAUCAUAACAUGACAUUACGUAUAUCCACAGCAGAUCCCAACUGCAACAAACGUAAUUGGGACAUUGAGUCCAUAAGUUCUAAACCCAUGUAUGAUUUUUCCAGUCAGUGACCAGUGUACAUGAUAGCAGCAUUAGCAUCUACACCAUGGUUAAUAUAAAACUGUAACCUGUAAAUUUCUCCGAAUAGAAGAGCAUAAAGAAAGAGGAGCUUUAAUAUUUCAUUUAAGAUAAUACUCAUGAUGUCAAUGGUCAAUUAGUUAAGAGUUCA
Molecule: messenger RNA, 2479 nt
Organism: Manihot esculenta (cassava)
Lineage: Eukaryota; Viridiplantae; Streptophyta; Magnoliopsida; Malpighiales; Euphorbiaceae
Product: ABC transporter D family member 2, chloroplastic
Exons: 10
Coding region: 72-2321 (749 amino acids)
Biological process (GO): transmembrane transport
Cellular component (GO): membrane
Molecular function (GO): ATP hydrolysis activity; ATP binding; ABC-type transporter activity
Source: RefSeq, a predicted model, not a curated record